Molecule: messenger RNA, 723 nt
Organism: Galeopterus variegatus (Sunda flying lemur)
Lineage: Eukaryota; Metazoa; Chordata; Mammalia; Dermoptera; Cynocephalidae
Exons: 4
Coding region: 1-723 (240 amino acids)
Cellular component (GO): perinuclear region of cytoplasm; sarcoplasmic reticulum
Molecular function (GO): transmembrane transporter binding; protein kinase A binding
Source: RefSeq, a predicted model, not a curated record
AUGGCUGGAAAGAACUCCAAGAAUAGCCUUGCUCAAGGUACCAAAAAGACGGAUAAUAAGAAAAGUAGUAGACGGAACUCUAUGGCAAAUGAAAAGGGGUUUGUAAACAAGCUGGACGAAUUCAUUCAGUGGCUAAAUGAAGCCAUGGAAACCACUGAGAAUUGGACUCCCCCCAAAGCAGAGACGGAUGGCCUUAAACUGUACCUGGAGACACACUUGGUAGGCAAAAUUGUUGCUGUCAGUAAUCAAAGGAUUCUAAUGUACUGCUUGCUUGUGGGGAAUAUCAAUUUUAUUUAUCAAAAGUCAUUAUAUGCUAAUGAGUGGCUAAAUGAAGCCAUGGAAACCACUGAGAAUUGGACUCCCCCCAAAGCAGAGACGGAUGGCCUUAAACUGUACCUGGAGACACACUUGAGUUUUAAGUUGAAUGUAGACAGUCAUUGUGCUCUCAAGGAAGCUGUGGAGGAGGAAGGACACCAACUUCUCGAGCUUAUUGCAUCUCACAAAGCAGGACUGAAGGACAUGCUGCGGAUGAUUGCAAGUCAAUGGAAGGAGCUGCAGAGGCAAAUCAAACGGCAACACAGCUGGAUUCUCAGGGCUCUGGAUACCAUCAAAGCUGAGAUCCUGGCUACUGAUGUGUCUGUGCAGGAUGAGGAAGGGACUGGAAGCCCCAAGGUAAGUGGCUUGAAGUCUGCCUUAUUUCCUCUUAUUUCUGUCUUCUUUUGA